Myxocyprinus asiaticus (Chinese sucker) is the source of this 2440-nucleotide messenger RNA. Its product is annotated as centrosomal protein cep57l1-like. Gene Ontology annotation, molecular function: gamma-tubulin binding; identical protein binding; microtubule binding. The transcript is spliced from 11 exons. The record is from RefSeq and is a predicted model, not a curated record. Gene Ontology annotation, cellular component: centrosome. Bases 465 to 1952 code for a protein of 495 amino acids. NCBI's taxonomy places the organism in Eukaryota, Metazoa, Chordata, Actinopteri, Cypriniformes, Catostomidae.
AUGCAUCCUCUGAAUUCCCGUGAAAGAAGGUCGCUUUCGAAGGCUGCAUUUGGAGUGUCCUACUCACUUUUCUGAAACGAGACGGCCUCGAUGACGUAUGCGGCCGACAAAUGCGACCUGCGGAGGAUGCAGCCUUCCAAACGAGACACAGCCAUUGAUUCCCGACCCGCACCCUUAAUUUUUCCAUGUUUCAUCAAACAAUAGCGGUUCACCCGUCGGGACCCGCCCAUGUGUAGGUCUCUGAGCUAGAUGUACAUUGUGUCACACACACAAUGGCUAAAUGUGUGCCGUGUGUGUGUUCAGGCGGAACCACUGAGGGCGGUAAAAGAAGAGGGAAAUGUAAAGAGUGGCUCUCUGAGGCGGCGCUGUUGCUUAUAGCUGUUAACAUGACACCCACAGCUAAUUCAUCUGUGCCCUAUGAAAAAGUGUUUCAUUUGUACAUAUAACAAAGAAAUUUAUUCAAUAUGGAUUACUUACGAGAUCAGAGUAUAAAUCAGGACUCUCCGUCCAAACAGAGUUAUGUUGGCAAUUUUCACAUGCCCCCGGAGAAGCUGUCAAGGCCCCUGUACAUGAACACAGUGACACAUCCAGUGGACAGAAAGAGCUCAAGUGUACAGGAAAUCAGUCCACAGCUUUAUCGAACAGUACCUGAUGCUGGAAGCAGAUCAGUGAUAGCAGCUCUAAAGACACUGCAGGAGAAGAUGCGACGUUUGGAGCUGGAGAGAGUUCAGGCAGAGAAGAACGUCCAACACUUCUCUCAGGCUGCUCAACACAAGGCUGACCUUUCUGCAUGGAGAGAACAGAAGAACAUCACCAGAGAGAAUGACUCCACACAGAGGAAAGAGCUAGUUUCCAAGCUUCGCUCAGCAGAAACACGCUGCUCUUUGCUGGAAAAACAGCUUGACUAUAUGAGGAAAAUGGUGGAAUGUGCAGACACAGACAGAAUCACUCAGACAGGGAGACAGGAGACUAUGUGUAAGGAGAGCACACAUACAGACAUACAAAUACAGGCCCAGCUUAACAAAUUGGAAAAACUGGAAAAAGAGUAUCUGAAACUCACCAGUACACAGUCUAUCGCUGAGAGGAAGAUUGAGCUCUUAGAACAGAAACUCUUAGAGGAGGAGCAUGAACGCAAGCUUGUGCAGGAGAAAGCAGAGGAGUUACAGAGAGAGCUUGAGAACAAUCUCUUCUCCCUUUCUGCAACUACUCAACCCAAAGGCAAGAAGAAAAAGAAGAAAGACAAGGCCUCUUGCAAGAAGUCCCCCUCAGUGAAGAUGGAGGUACCCCCCCCUCAGUAUCCCCCUAAGGCUAAAUGCCUACCGUUUGUGGCUGGAACAUCGACCAGUCCUAGCCACUCGGUCAAUGUCAAUGUCCAAAGUGUGUUACAUAUAAUGAAACACAGGAACCCAAGGCUUUGUGAGAGAGUUAGUGCUCUACAGAAGUUGGGUUCUGAGAACCAUCAGGCCCAACACAGACCCCCAUCCUCCCUCAGCAAAGCAGCCUCUGCUCUGGGUAGCAUCUCUGAAAUUCUGCUCGCCCUUCAGGAUGAACUGGGACAGAUGAGCUUUGAACACCAGGAGCUGGUCAGGCAGAUUGAUGAGACCGCUAAACGAGAGCUCAGGGAGGAUCUGGAACGAGAGCUGGACUCUCUGGUCAAAAAAAUGGAAGAUAAAGUUGCACAGAUCUCCAAACUGCGCAAACACCAGCAAACAGUUCAGAUACUCUCCCAGCCAUCCUCCAGCCCCAAACAGAAGCUACUUAGGACAGCCAGUGUAGAAGGUAAUACUAGUGCACAAACUGGGGUACAAGCCUUGCCACCAUCCCCAGUUAAAGCCUCACCCAACAAGUCACAGAAACAAACCAGAGCCAACCAGGAACACCUGAGGUUUCUCAGAGAGAGACAGAGACUAUGCUCCAGCCUCCGCAGAAAGGACAUCACCUGGGAAACAUAGUGUGGUUUUAUUGUCCUGAAACACCAAUUCUGGUUUUUAAAGAAGAGUCAGAGCUUAAAGCAACAGGAAACAGAAUGACACCUAAUUGCCCUUGAAAGAAGAUCAGAUAGCAGUGCAUUAAUCUGCAUCUAAUUGUGGGAUUGUUGUAAGUCCACACAAGAUUUGUGCUCAACUCAACUUUAAAUUACUGUAAUGAGAUUUUUAUUUCUGUUCUGGAUAUUUUGCUGUUUUAAUAUGUAAAUAAAAUUUUAAGUACAGAGUAGCAUGACCCAAUGAGCAAUUUAUGGUUAUCAAGUCAUCAUGUGGCUUAUCUUUUAAUGUUUAAGACUUGCAUCAUUACUGUUACAGUAAUUGUUUGAAAUCCACUCCCUGCAUUUGAAGAUCUAGAAUUAGCAGUAAGAACAUGCAGAAACUUUAGCAUAUGGAUUAAUACAUAUAAGAAACAAUAAGUGACUUUGUAAAAUGAUAUAUAUAUAUAUAUAUAUAUA